Messenger RNA from Rotaria socialis, 1398 nucleotides. Lineage: Eukaryota; Metazoa; Rotifera; Eurotatoria; Philodinida; Philodinidae. The record is from the annotation of a GenBank genome assembly.
AUGUCCUUCAUCAAGAAUACGACAAUAAACUCAUUUAAUAAUACAUUAGAUUCGACAAGUCAAUUACUACAAUUAUCUCUCUGGCCAUUACGUAUUAUUUGUCCAUUAUUAAUUGUUUUUUGUCCUAUAGCAAAUUGGAUAUGUAUUCGUGUUUUUCAAUCACGUAUCUAUAGUCGAUCUUCAUCAAAAUGGUAUUUUAUAUCUAUUGCUAUAUUUGAUACAAUCUAUGUAGUUGUUACUGCACCACUCAUAUUUUUACUAACAUUUGAAAUUUAUAUUCUAAAUUGGAAUAUAUUAUUCUGUAAAUUAAUAGUUUUUCUUAAUUAUCUAUCCUGUCAAAUAUCUGCUGGCUUAUUAGCAUGUUUAUCAAUUGAUCGUCUUGUUGCGACAUCAUGUUUAUCGUUAUAUCGUUACAGUUGUUCAGCUAAUAUAUCGAAAUAUGUUUGUAUAUUCGUUAUAUUAACAUUGUCACUAAUAAAUUCACAUUAUUUAAUUGGUUAUACUAUUGAUUCAAAUGGCUAUUGUAGUAUAAGAUACUAUAAAUGGUAUGAAAAUUCAUAUUCAAAUUUGAAUAUUGUUUAUCUUUUAUCGUAUUCUAUAAUACCGUUUACAAUAAUAUCGAUUUGUAAUUUAUUUAUUGUUCUAAAUGUUUGCCACAAAAAAUCAAUUAUGAAAACAAAAUAUGAAAAGAAACGAUCGAUGUUAUCACCAAACCAUCUCAAUGAAGAUUCAAUGGUAAACUUAGCUAAUGGUUGCUUUUCAAAUAAACGUGAGAAAAGAAAAAAAAUGAUGAUGAUAAAUAAUAAUAAUAAUAAACAUGAAGUUAAAUUCCAACGAAAUCCAAACGAAACUAAACGUAAUUUGUUUGUAACGGUACUUGACAAUCAAAUGAUAAGUAAAUCAAUUGAUUUAAAUUUUGAAAUGCAAUCGGAACGAAAAAAUGGUUUACCAGAAAAACUACUAUUAAACGGUGACGAACGUAUUAGUAUCAUUCAGCCAUCAUCGAUACGAAACAUUCCUAUAGAUUUUUAUGCUGAUCGUGAAAUUCCGCCAUAUGAUUCACAGUUAUCUUCACCAUCAACAUAUUCUCAAAAACUGUGCGUACAAUUACAAAUAACAAUAAGUUUACUAGCAAUAUCAAUUAGUUUUAUAUUUUGUACAUUACCAAAUUGUAUAUCAACAAUAAGAAUUCAAACAUAUAAUUAUGAUGAACAAGUAAGAAAAUUUUGGCAAGCUAUGAAUUAUUUAUCAAUCGUACCAUUACUUAUCACACAUUCAGUUAAUUUAUUUUAUUAUUAUUUAUCAUCGCAUAUGUUUCGAAAUCAUUUUAAAGAUAUUUAUCUACGAAAAACUAAAUCGAUGAAACAAUGUACACUAAAAACUCUAUUAAAAUCUUGA